GAAAAGACAGCCAAGAACCUGAUAGAAGUUAGAACCCACCAUCCAUCUCUCUCUCUCUCUCUCUCUCUCUCUCUCACACACACACACACACACACACACAUUCUGCAUGGCCCUGGGUCAAAUCUCCAAUGCCCAGAAGUAUUCCCUCACCAGCUGAGCUUCUGUUUCUACGAAUAGUUUUGGCGUUCCAGGCUUUCGAUGCUCUCCCUUCCCUCUCCCGCUUCCCUUCUUUUUGUUAUUUCCUCGGCCUUCUUCUUCGCGACCCUCUCUCUCUCUGAUCCGAGAGCCAACCUAGCGGCCCUCAUAUGCACCAAUAGUACCACCCCCCUGCCCGACCGCCGGGCCUUCGUCGCCAACUUCGUGGCGGCUAUGGACGCCGUGACCCCUCAAAUCAACGCCCAGCGAUUCGCGUCAGCCGUGGGCGGCGGGACGAGCGGCAACAACACCGUGUACGCGUUCGCGGAGUGCAUGAAGGACCUCGACCAGAUGGACUGCAACCUCUGCGUCGCUCGGGCGAAGACCCAGAUCCUCCGUUGCUUCCCCUUCCAAAUGGGCAUUCGCGGCGGUCGUCUCUUCUACGACGGCUGUUACCUCAGGUACGAUGAUUACAAUUUCUUCAACGAGAGUUUGAGUCCCCAAGAUUCGACAGUGUGUGAUAAUGAAGAUUUUGGAGGGAACGAGACCAUGUUCAGGAACGAUGUUGUGGAGUUGGGGAGGAACUUGAGUUUGCAAGCGCCCAGCAAUGGCGGGUUCUCUGUGGGGUCUGUGAUUCGCGGGAAUGCGUCGGUUUACGGGUUGGCUCAGUGCUGGGAGUUUGUGAACGGGAGCGAAUGCCAGAGCUGUCUUAACGAUACGGCUGCGAGGAUCGGCUCGUGUCCCCCCAAAGAGGAAGGGAGGGGCUUGAAUGCCGGAUGUUAUUUCAUGUAUUCGACCAAGAAGUUUUUCUACAACAACACCGAACCAUUUGGAAGAAAUGAAGGACAGCAACGCUUGAUUAUUCUGGCUGCGGUAUCUUCUACGUUGGCUCUGCUACUAAUUGUUGCACUAGCUGCUUUCCUAGUAAGGAUGAAACUUGUCAGGAAGACCAGAGAAAAGAGGCAAUUGGGACUUCUGGUGGAUGUAGUGAACAAAUCCAAGUUGAACUUUUCCUAUGAAUUGCUCGAGAAGGCCACUGGUUAUUUUCACCAAUCCAGUAAGCUUGGACAAGGAGGGUCCGGCUCUGUUUAUAAGGGAAUUUUGCCUGAUGGGAAGCCUGUUGCAAUCAAAAGGCUGGUAUUUAACACGAGACAGUGGGUCGAGCAUUUCUUCAAUGAAGUAAACUUGAUCAGCGACAUCGAUCAUAAAAAUCUGGUCAAAUUGUUUGGGUGCAGCAUCACCGGCCCUGAGAGCCUUCUCGUUUAUGAAUACAUCCCCAACCUAAGUCUUCACGAUCACCUUUUUGUGAAAAAGAACGUUCCACCCCUAAAUUGGGAGACGAGGUGUAAGAUCAUCUUGGGUACGGCGGAGGGCCUGGCCUAUCUUCAUGAGGAGUCGACCUUAAGGAUCAUACACAGAGACAUUAAAUUAACCAAUGUUCUGCUAGACGAAGACUUCACUGCCAAGAUUGCUGAUUUUGGACUAGCUAGGUUAUUUCCAGAAGAUGCGACUCAUAUCAGCACCGCUGUCGCCGGUACAUUGGGCUACAUGGCUCCAGAGUAUGUUGUUCGCGGCAAAUUGACCGAAAAGGCUGAUGUCUACAGCUAUGGCGUUCUCAUGAUGGAAGUACUCAGUGGAAAGAAGAAUUUUACCUUCUCCCGGAGUUCCUUUUCCAUGUUACAAAUGGUGUGGAAUCUGUAUGAAUCGGGUAGGCUGUGCGAGGCCAUAGAUCCAAUUCUGGAGGGGCAAUUUCAAGAGGAGGAGGCAUCUAGGUUACUUCAAAUUGGUCUAUUGUGCGUGCAAGCCUCUGCAGAAUUGCGGCCAUCAAUGUCGGUGGUCGUGAAGAUGCUGAACAAAAGCUUCGAAAUACCUACGCCAACGCAACCGCCGUUCCUCAUUUCCAGUCGAAGCACAGAAUGCAGUCGGCACGUGUUUAGCGGACCUUAUAGUUCUCCCCAGAAGUCAGACACGCAGUCUACUGGCAAUGCGACGAUGACUGAGAGCUGGUUUGAGCCUAGAUAACAUUUUGUUUCCGAUGCAUCACUGGCUCUGUCGUUCCCAAAUUAAAUCCGCGAAGCUUCUCCCAGGGGUUUGCAUGCCGACUCAAGUUAUGAAAUGGGAUAAUAAUCUUGUGGAUGUUCUGGCAACGCAAUAUACGAGCUUCUUA
Rhodamnia argentea is the source of this 2302-nucleotide messenger RNA. Its product is annotated as cysteine-rich receptor-like protein kinase 3. NCBI's taxonomy places the organism in Eukaryota, Viridiplantae, Streptophyta, Magnoliopsida, Myrtales, Myrtaceae. The record is from RefSeq and is a predicted model, not a curated record. Gene Ontology annotation, molecular function: ATP binding; protein kinase activity. Gene Ontology annotation, biological process: protein phosphorylation. The transcript is spliced from 8 exons. Bases 199 to 2157 code for a protein of 652 amino acids.